Messenger RNA from Arabis nemorensis, 426 nucleotides. Lineage: Eukaryota; Viridiplantae; Streptophyta; Magnoliopsida; Brassicales; Brassicaceae. The record is from the annotation of a GenBank genome assembly.
AUGCUUGAGAAAAUAGGUUCCACACCAGGAUUUCUUGAUAAUCAUAUUCCAAACCACCAAAUAGAAGUGGGCGUUACCAAAAUUCCAAAGUUUAAGUUCUCUUUCGAGUUUGAAGCUUCAAAUGUUUUGAAGGAUAUGGGKCUGACUUCACCAUUUAGUACUCAUGGAGGUAGUCUAACCGAGAUGGUUGAUUCGCCUUCUACCGCUGAGAAUAUGUACGUCUCAAACAUUCUUCAUAAAGCUUGCAUUGAGGUGGAUGAAGAGGGAACCGAAGCUGCAGCUGUUUCUGUUGGCGUCAUGAAGGUGACGUGUUUGAGGCGAAAUCCAGAUUUCAUAGAUGACCAUCCAUUUCUAUUUACGGUGAGAGAAGACAAGAGUGGAGUGAUUUUGUUCAUGGGUCAAAUUCUUAAUCCUUCAAAACAUUGA